This is a messenger RNA of Exophiala oligosperma, 5040 nucleotides long. RefSeq lists its product as uncharacterized. Lineage: Eukaryota; Fungi; Ascomycota; Eurotiomycetes; Chaetothyriales; Herpotrichiellaceae. The transcript has a single exon. The record is from RefSeq and is a predicted model, not a curated record. Gene Ontology annotation, molecular function: protein serine/threonine kinase activity; ATP binding. Gene Ontology annotation, biological process: protein phosphorylation; intracellular signal transduction. Gene Ontology annotation, cellular component: cytoplasm. Bases 585 to 4406 code for a protein of 1273 amino acids.
CCCUCACAUGCAUUAGCACAGUAGUCUGUACGGUACGCAUACUCGACGGCCUCUUCAUUUCUUACAUCGACUCGCCGCAGUCUUUUUGAUUUCGACGUUGGCUGCCUUUGCUUGGUUUGUAUUUUCUUUCUAGUUUCACGAAUUCUUUCCAUUUCAUCGCUGCCGCCGAAGGGAAAAUUCAUCCACACAUACUCUGUACACACAACCUACCUCUAGGAUUUUCCACAUCUGACUAGUUUCAUCAAACGUCACGGCUCGAGACCCUCUUCGCUUUCGAACCGAUAGCCUGGCCUCAUCAACAUUUUGCGUCUUUGUUGUGCUGUCUGGUUCGACCACGUCGGCUACCAGAAGCAGAACUUUCGUGUCCUGCAGGAUAGCGCACCACCAAAAUCCCUCCCUUUUCCCACCGACAGGAGCCUGGGAGUUUCCGUCGCCCUGUGUCGGAGAUAGAAGAUGUCUGUAUAAAGAGCUGCCAAUGGAGUGAGCUGUGGACGGAGGAACCAUCGACCAGCGUAUCCUGCCGUCGAUCUUUCAAUGUCCCAAACAUCACCCAGGACAUAGCACAGAAGAGCAGUCCUAGAAUCAUGUCAGACAACAUUGGUAUAACAUGGGCUCCAAAUCUUCAGCAGCCGCGCCACAGCCAGGGGGCUGCAGCGGCUACAGGUGGACUCAAUGUGCAUAGACCUGGCAACGAUGGGAGAGAAAAUCAGCGGGGUGGAAGGGAAAAUCAGGAUGGAAGAGACUCCGGCACUCAGGGCAAUACCCCUACCGCUCUUGCGGCACAGGACCCUCUAGAGACAGUGGAAGAAGAUAUUGGUCACGGGCUAGAUGCGCAAGCUCUCCCAGGUCUGGCUGCAUCACCUGGUUUUGGCUUGCCGAGACCAGAACGUUCAUUGCCUUCAUCCACUCAAACGUCGUCAAACUCAUUAAAGGCUUUGUCUGUAUUGGAAAAUGAACGCGGCUUUGGUCCUGGAGUAUCGCUGGUACAGCGCAAACUCUCAACAAGGUCCUCACAAAGUCAAAUUCGUGGGCGCCGGCUCUCUCACUCUAAGUCUCUGUCCGCAUCACACCCAAGACUAUCUAGCACCACCGCGGACCAUCCAAAAUACCCUGAUCAGUCUUUUGCCGCGUUGCAAGCGCAAUUCACUGGACAAAGACCUCACCCUCCAUUGCGGACAAGAAGCUCUCAUCCGGCUCAAAAUCUUGUCUACAACGAAAUGUCUACCUGGAGACCUUCUAGGGAACGACAACAAGGUGCUCAGGGCACAAAGACUGCUGACAACACUCCGAUGUCGAGCCCUGGGCUCUUCAAUCCUGAGGCCAGGGUGCCAUCAGCCUCAUCUCUCACAGACCUCUCUCCUCACCUUCACCAUCUCCAAACACCAAAGGAGACCCACACCGUCGAGAUCGAGCACGAUACCUUCUCUGGCAAUAAAUUUAUCAACAAUUAUGAGAUCGUUCAGGAGCUCGGCCGUGGCGAGCAUGGAAAAGUUAAGCUUGGUAGAGACAUUGAAAAAGGAACUUUGAUCGCCGUCAAGAUUGUGCCCAGAUAUUCAGCAAAGCGACGACUCGGUCGACUAGGUGCUCCAGAAGAUCGAACCAAACGCGAAGUCGCCAUCUUGAAAAAGGCAAGACAUCCAAACGUGGUCAGCCUGCUGGAAGUUAUCGACGACCCAUCUAAGAAUAAAGUGUACCUGAUACUCGAGUACGUCGAGAAGGGAGAGAUCAAAUGGAGAAAACCAGGAGUGAGGGAAGUCCUAGCUGUCAACAAUAACCGGUUCUCUCAAGAGCGCGUCGGCAUUGAUGUUCCCAUCGAGCCUACAGAGCGAGACUUGUACAUUGUUGCCCAGGCUGCGCGGCGCCAUGAGCAGCAAGAAAAAUCCCGGUCAUCGAAUCUGCAAUCUAUUCCAAAUUGGAGUCUCGAGUAUGGAGACGAAGAGGAGGAGGAAGACGGGCUCUCCGACAUCUCUCGGUCGGCCUCGCGGCACUUCUAUACUGGUUCUAGCAAUCCCAGUCGUACCAACUCGAAUGAUGACCACCAUGCCGAAUCAGCUCUGGCUGGCAGCAUGUAUGGUGCCUAUGUACCGGAGUCUUAUCGGGCUCGGAAAUUCAGCAUCGCGACGAGUGCCAUCUCACACAUGUCAUCAGAGUUCAACUUUGAAGAAAUUGAUGAUGAGCACUCCUUCGUUCCUGCCCUGACAUUGGAAGAGGCACGCCGGGCAUUUCGGGAUACUCUUGCUGGCCUCGAGUUUCUGCACUUCAUUGGCAUAAUCCAUAGGGACAUCAAGCCAGCCAAUUUGCUGGUAUCAGCUACCGGCACCGUCAAGAUCUCAGAUUUUGGUGUCUCCUAUCUAGGCCGCCCAACGACUGAAGAAGAUCCUGAGAAUAGGCUGACGGAGAAUGAUGUGUCAGCACUCGACGACGAGAAAGAGUUAGCCAGAUCCGUUGGUACACCAGCGUUCUGGGCCCCUGAGCUGUGCUACGAGGAUCCGUCGAUGUUCGAGGAAGAGAAUGGUCCUAGGAUUACUGGUGCCCUGGAUCUCUGGGCUUUGGGUAUUACCCUUUAUUGCAUGGUCUACGCUCGUCUCCCAUUCUACGCCAACGACGAAAUGGGUCUGCAUGAAGCUGUGUGCAAAGCAGAGGUAUUCUGCCCGAAGAGCCGUUUAGUACCUGUGGACACUUCACGAGACAAGCCAACGUCGUACAUCCCAUCUACUAUCAAUAGUAACAAACGCCUGGACUACGAGCUCAAAUUUGAACCCGUCCCUGACGGUGUUCGUGAUCUGAUCCGCAAACUUCUCGUCAAAGACCCUGCCAAGCGCAUGACUAUAGAGGAAGCGAAAAACCACGAGUGGGUGGUCGAAGGCAUGCCCGAUCCAAACCAAUGGAUUAAAGGUCCAAUGGAAAUGGCCAAGGAGAGCAAAAAAAUGAUAUUGGAGGUCGAUGAGAAAGAGAUAUCUCAUGCCGUUGGCAAGAGAAACAUCAUAGAGCGCGCUCUCAACACAGCCGGAAGGAUCGCAGGCAGUCUUCUAGGCCGAAGCAACACUCGCAGACGAGCACCCAGUGCAGCAACCUCAGCGAGCCACUCAAGCGAGUCAAUCGCAUCGCCUUCGAGUACAAGCACCGUUGGCCGUGGGGAACGGGAUAACAAGAUCAGGGACGCACGCCGGUCUUCGUUGCGAGGUGAUGAAGUCCUUGCAGCCUUGAAAACUUCGAGAGAAAAUGGCGAACACCCUCUGGCACAAAGUCAAACUGCUAGUCCCGACUAUUCUCCCAGGGAAGCGUAUUUCACUUCAUCCUCAAAGGCCUCAGAUGCGCCGUUGACAAUGUCAAGCACCAUGCUCGAGCGGGAAGGUCGGCCUCGUGGACCUGAUCGGGCCAUCUCAACCAUGUCUACUGCUGACUCAGUCAAGACCAUCCGAGCUUCACAGAUACAGAGGUUGCCUUUCCCGCAUGCAGAUACUGCUCCUGAACUGGAACGUCCAACCGCUGCUGGGGAAAGAUCUUUCAAAGCCAUGGUUGAUGGACUUUGGGAAGGUACCUCGAAGACACUUGGCCGGCUAGGCAGUCGAGACCGCCGAUCCCAAUAUCUUGAUCGUUCCCCAGCCCCAAGUCUCCACUCGUCAGACGGCGAUGGUCAUGCAGGACCUAGCCUAGCUAUCAGCACUGCUUCUGCUGCUGGUGCUAUCGAACAGCCGGAAGCUCUGAAGACUGUAAUGUCACCAGUCGAGUACAAUACAGCUCCUCCAGCGCCGGUCGCAAUGAGUAUUCCGCGUACGAACUCGAAAUUUUCGCCUCCUGCUUCCAGUCAAGACGCCUUUGAACACGCCCAGGAAGUCAACCAGCGAAGACUCAUUCAAGAAGUGCAUUCUCGAGCCGAAGCUGCUGCUGAGGCCGCUUCUAGAGCACAGAGUGAGCCUGUCACCGAUGACUGCCCUCCGUCUCCUGAUGACAUUGUAUUCCUCGAAAAACAACGUACUCGUUUAGCCAACGAACCACCACCAUUCUCAAUCGAAGCUGGGCCAUCAGCGAGCACCAUUGCUUCGUCUCUUGAAGAUUACGGCAAUAGCAGUGUCUCGCAAAGUAUGUCCAAUCCGAGCUUCGGCGUGACUUCCAGCGCGUCCUCUCCUCCUGGAGAAGGCUACUAUCAUGGAGAGUCUGCAAGUACUCAUCGGACCACUCCUGCUACGGGAGGAAAGGACCUCGAGCCAGACUUCAUGCGCACUGCAGACACUAUCAUCAAACACGGUCGCCCCCAGCAGACUGCUACAGCUCCAUCACUGGAAGAUUGGACUGCCCGCUCAUACCAGGAUAACGAUGGAGAUUAUGACGACUCAGAUGACGAUGGUAUGGUGAUGAUGAAGGGCUCGAGCGCACCGAAGAAACCUGCGCGGGCUGAGGGAUGAGGGCAUCCUCGUCACCGACCUCCAAAUGCCAUUCUACGACCGUCACUUGUUCAAGAACGGCUCCACGACCCCUUUACGCACUUCUAUUCUACCACCUUCAACUUUUUCUUUAUCGAUACCCGGAUUAUAGACAGUACGGCGUCGGAUUAUUUUCUACUUUAGUUUUCUUUUGUUUAUGCUGGGAUGGUCAUCAUGUGUCACAGAUCUUGCUGUGGAGGCAACAUUGAGCUGCAUUAUUGCCCAAGGAAUCAAAACGAGAUGAAAAGUAACGGGAGGGCAUUUACUGAUUCACGAAGAUCAAAAUGCUUGUACACCAGGAGAACCGUCUCCGCACUAGCGAAAAGACAGCAGAUUUUAUGAUGGAUGGCUAUCAAUUAUCGCUCGCUCAUUGGGCCUUUUCUCACAAGGUGUCGCGGGAAGGCGGUUGGGGCUUCUCAUUCGAUUCGGUUUCGAAAAUGUACAUUUAGUGGACGAGAGGGAGAGCUUUCUGGAGAGCUACUUGGAAGUGCUAAUAGCGAUGGCGAACGACAUGAUCCUGUCCAUCAACAGACAGUAGGACAAUGAGAACAAACACUUUACGCGGGAAUACCCAACUAUUCAAUUCUCCAUUAAUGGUGCUAUAAGUUGUCAGUUG